UUCCAUAGCAACCCCAACGCAUACGUUCACAAACGCAGCUAAUGCUUCUGAUCUGGCAGCAUACCUGUGUUUUUCGUUUAUUAACAUAUUUAAUCUAAAUAGGGGUAAAUCUACCAAAACCUAGCAAAAAAACCUGUCAAACAACAAUCUAAAAGAAAAUGCCUGUUCUCCAGAAACCUGCAACAAUGAAGACCAAAGAGGAAAACAACCAAAUCAAAGCACCUGCUGUAAAGGGAGGCAAAGUCUCCAACAAAAAGAAGGAUGAUGAGGAUGGAACAGAGAUCGGAGGCGAAGAUGAGUGGAUGCAGAAGAAGACUCUGGUUAAACCUCCAGAUCAGCUGGACCUUACCGAGGCGGAGCUGAAAGAGGAGUUCACUAAAAUACUGACAGCGGAUAACCCACAUGCUCCAGAAAAUAGUGUCAAAUACAACUUCAAAGAUCAAGCCUACAAGCCGGUCAACAACGUGGAUCAGCUGGCUGUUCACUUUACGCUGGAGGGGAACCUUCUCCACAAGGAUUCUGAUGAGGCUCGAAGACAAAUGGCUAACCAAGGCGAUGCAGGGGAAAACACAGCCACAGAGCCGGAAAAUGGAGGAGAAAAUCCGGACAAGCCGGAAACUCCGGCGGAUGGGGCCGAGGAUGCAGGCGAUGGAGAAGAUGGCGCUGGGGAAGAGAGACCAGAGAGCGAAGACAUCCAAGUGGAAAAGCAAGAGCGCAAAAUCAGCAACCAGUUCAACUUCAGCGACAGAGCUUCACAGACACUCAACAACCCUCAGAGAGACCGAGCCUGCCAAAGUGAACCUCCUCCUCGUGCCAACUUCUCCGCUACAGUUAAUCAGUGGGAGAUCUAUGAUGCCUAUGUGGAGGAGCUCCAGAAGCAGAAGCAGGAGACGAGUAAGGAAAAACAUAAGACCCCUUUGUUUAAAAAGGAGGAAGAAAAAGUGAAGAAGAAGCCAGUGUAUGUGGACAGUCAGAUCGAUGAAAUUGCCAAAGUGGUGAAGGUGGCCAAGAUUAUCGAGCGCAUGGUGACUCAGAACACCUUCGAUGACAUCGCACAGGAUUUUAAAUACUUCGAAGAUGCGGCAGACGAGUUUCGAGAACAAGAGGGCACGCUUUUGCCACUGUGGAAGUUCCAAUAUGAAAAAGCCAAGCCUCUUACAGUAACCGCACUCUGCUGGAAUCAGAAGUACAAGGACCUGUUUGCUGUGGGACUCGGGUCAUAUGAGUUCACGAAGCAGGGACGAGGCAUGCUACUCUUCUACACCCUGAAGAACUCCAACCACCCAGAGUACAUUUUCCACACCACAUCUGGUGUCAUGUGUCUGGACAUCCAUAAAGAGCUGUCCUACCUGGUGGCCGUGGGUUUCUAUGAUGGUUGUGUUGCAGUGUAUAACCUGAAGUUAAACAGACCUCAGCCCAUUUAUAAGAGUACCGCUAAGUCAGGAAAGCACACGGACCCCGUGUGGCAGGUAAAGUGGCAAAAUGACGACAUAGACAAAAACCAUAAUUUCUUCUCAGUCUCCGCUGAUGGACGGGUGGUGUCAUGGACUCUUGUGAAGAACGAGCUGCUCUACACGGAUAUCAUUAGGCUGUCUUUGGAAGGAGUUGUUACUGAAGGAGAAGAGGACGUUAAGAUUCCUGACAUGGCCUGUGGAACGGCUCUCGAUUUCCAUAAACAGAUCGACUACCUUUUCCUUGUUGGCACUGAAGAGGGCAAAAUACACAAGUGCUCCAAGUCCUACUCGAGCCGGUUCCUGGAGACCUACAUCGCACACAGCCUGUCUGUCGAUGCCGUCAAAUGGAACCACUUCCACCCGAAGGUGUUCAUCUCUUGUAGCUCGGAUUGGACUGUCAAGAUAUGGGACCACACGAUCACGAACCCGAUGUUCACCUUUAACCUGAACACAGCCGUGAGUGACGUGGCCUGGUCUCCAUACUCCUCCACUGUUUUCGCUGCUGUCACCACUGAUGGAAAGGUGCAUGUGUUUGACCUGAGCAUCAACAAAUAUGAAGCCAUCUGCCAGCAGGCCGUGGUCUCCAAGAAGACCAAGCUAACUCACAUAGAGUUUAACCCUGUGUACCCCAUCAUCAUUGUGGGAGAUGACCGAGGCUACGUCACCAGCCUGAAACUCUCGCCCAACCUCCGCAAGCAGCCAAAGGAGAAGAAAGGUCAGGAGUUGCCAAAGGGGCCUGAAGUGGAGAUGGAGAAGUUGGAGAAGCUGUUGAGUCAACUGAGGGCUCCUGAUAGACCUGUACAGAAGUAAACUUCUAACACCUCCGUACUCCAUGAAAUCAGUUUCAUUACUACAGUGUUACAAAACAAUACACAGACACAUGCACAGGUAGCAAAAAUACAGCAGGAUAAGUGAAACA
Silurus meridionalis is the source of this 2373-nucleotide messenger RNA. RefSeq names its product dynein, axonemal, intermediate chain 1, paralog 2 (gene dnai1.2). The transcript is spliced from 20 exons. The coding region runs from base 159 to 2264 and encodes 701 amino acids. Gene Ontology annotation, molecular function: dynein light chain binding; dynein heavy chain binding. The record is from RefSeq and is a predicted model, not a curated record. Gene Ontology annotation, biological process: cilium movement; outer dynein arm assembly. Lineage: Eukaryota; Metazoa; Chordata; Actinopteri; Siluriformes; Siluridae. Gene Ontology annotation, cellular component: outer dynein arm.